Messenger RNA from Closterium sp. NIES-65, 15363 nucleotides. The record is from the annotation of a GenBank genome assembly. Lineage: Eukaryota; Viridiplantae; Streptophyta; Zygnematophyceae; Desmidiales; Closteriaceae.
AUGUUCCUCACAUGGUUGCUCAUGCGCUCCUCCCCGCCUUCCCUCGCUCUGCUCGCAUGCUUCCCCAUUCCCCCCUUUCCCCCUUUCUACCCCUUUUUUUUCCGCCUUCCCCUGCACCAGAUAAUCAUAUACAUCCUCGUUGCAGCCUGCAUGCUCCUCACGUGGUCGCUCAUGCGCUCCUAUGCCACGUCAGCCCUCACCCACGUGGGCCGCAGCACACGGGCGCAACUGGUGCAGGGCGCAUCUGCAGGGAUGGGCGCAGCCCUUGCCACUGCACCCUCCUCCUCUGAUGCCCGGCCAGCACCUACACUUGAAGGAACCUUCGUCUCCUUCUCAGGAACCUUCCCUGGAGAAGACUCAUUGGGACACUUGCACACACACAUGCUCCUCGCUAGAAUCACCAAUUACACUCUUCUCUACACUGUCACUCCUUCACAACCCACCGACCCCAGCCUAUCCAACGCUGCCACGUCAGCCAGCCAUGUCGCAUCCGCUGCAGCACAGUACCUCGCUUCUGCAGUCUCCCCCUCCCAGCUCCUCUCCGCCUGCUUCUUCUCCCCUGACCGUGUCCCCUUGGGGAACUCCAUAAACCCUAAUCACCUCGGGAACUCCGUGAGCCUGGGAAGCCUCCUUGGGGGUACUGGGGGCGGCCAGACUACUCUAGAAACUUCCGCCCAGGCCACCACUGGGGGUACCGAACAGCUGUACUACGUGGACGCAUGCCCUGUCAGUGUCAACGCCUCUGCCUCUAGCCUACAGGGGCCAGUGCAGCAGCAGCAGCAGCAACAGGGUGAUACGCUGGUGUUGAUUUCCAUAGUGCCGUCGGCUCUUAUCCUUGCGCCCUUGGAUUCCGGCAGUGACACUGUCAGGGCGCUCUGCAUCGCCCUGCCACUGGUCAUCCUUGUUAUAGGCUUGCUGCUCGUCUGCAUGAACGGAUCCACGGACCUGGCUCGAACCGGGCAGACGCUGCGGCAGGAGCUGGUGCGGCAGCUGGUGGAGAAGCACAGGGUGGAGCAGCGCAGCAACCACAAGAGCCAGUUCCUCGCCAACAUGAGUCACGAGCUGCGCACGCCACUGGCGGGCAUCAUCGGGCUGUUAGACCUGUUGGCGUGCGACGCGCUCACCCCGGAGCAGGAGGCCAUGGUGCUGCAGAUCAAUCACGAGCUGCGCACGCCACUGGCGGGCAUCAUCGGGCUGUUAGACCUGCUGGCGUGCGACUCACUCUCCCCCGAGCAGGAGGCCAUGGUGCUGCAGAUCAAGCGCUGCGCCUCAGGACUCCUCGCGCUCAUCAACAACGUCCUUGAUAUUUCCAAGGCGAGUUCGAGGCGCCUCAAAAAGCGCUGUGCCUCGGGCCUGCUAGACCUCAUCAACAACGUCCUUGACAUCUCCAAGGUGGAGGUGGGCGCGCUAGAGCUCACAUUAGCGCCCUUCAGUAUAAUCACGGAGAUGGAGACACUAUUGGACAUGUUUGCAGUGCACUGCAUCGGCAGCGGGGUUGACCUCUCUAUGGAUCUACUAGACGACCUCCCGGUAAUGGUGCUGGGGAGGUGCUCUGCAACCUGCUUUCCAGCAGAAUCAUGCCAGUCGCUCCCUCCCUGCUCGUUCCCUUCCAUUUCUUUUCAGGUGGAGGUGGGGGCGUUGGAGCUCACAUUAGCGCCCUUCAGUAUAGUCACGGAGAUGGAGACAUUACUGGACAUGUUUGCAGUGCACUGCAUCGGCAGCGGGGUGGACCUCUCAAUGGAUCUAGCAGAUGACCUCCCAGACAUGGUGCUGGGGGAUGCAAUGCGGUUCCGCCAGGUUCUCAGCAACCUGCUGUCCAAUAGCGUGAAGUUCACGGAGCAGGGGUAUAUUCACGUGCGCGCGUGGGUCGUGCACACUCCCAACACGUUUGCCAUGUCGCGAACAGCUGUGGAGAGCGGUGCAGACAUCUACUCCUCGCGAACAGCUGUGGAGAGCGGUGCAGACAUCUACUCCGUGCGGAUGAGCGCUCUCAGCGCCCUUCUCCCCCACAAGCAGCACCCACCUGCUGCCGCGCCUGCUCCCUCUGCUCUCGCUUCUGUUGCUUCUGCUGGCAGUGCUGUCGGCAGUGCUGCUGGUAGUGUUGUUGGGAAUUCUGCUUCUGCUGCUGGUACUGCUAGUGCUGCUGCUGGGGCCGCUCGUUGCCACAGCAGGUACAGCUUACAGGCAACAAGGGAAAACGCAUUGGUAGGGAAAGCGGAGGAGCAGGAGGAGCGCGAAGAGGAUGGGGUUGAGGAUGGGGAGGAGGAGGAGGUGGAGGAGGAGGAGGAGGAUGAAGAGAGCCUGAGGGGCCACAGGGGAAACCCGCACGGCUGUGCUCCUAUGAUGGCAGCGGCAGGGUGCCUACCAGUAGGGGCAGUAACAGGAGGCUGGGAACGAGCAGAACUAGGGGGAGGAGCAGGCGGAGGUGCAUUCACAGGAGCACGGGUAGGGAGGAGCGGGGGAGCGAGAGGGAGGGGCGAGGGAGUGCGAGGAGCCUUGGCCUGCACAGGUGGGUUUCCCUGUGCAGGCGGGCUGUCCUCCUCACCCUCAUUCAACCGCUCUUCUAGUCUCAGGGAGCAGAGCAGCCCACUGUUAGGAACCCGGGAGGGGGGAGUGAGGACUUACAGUACCCGUAGAGCCCCAGGAGAGGUCAUGAGAGUGCUGUGCGUGGGAGGGGUUGCAGAUACCGCAGCUGAAUCGGACACAGAGGGGAGUGAGCUUGUGGAUAUAGUGAUUGAGGAGGGGGGGAGGUUGGGGUGGGGCGAAGGAGUGGGGAGGGAGGCUGGAGGCCAAACAGAUGGGAUGGCCUGUAGUGGGAUGGGUCCAGGGUCAGCUGGGGAAGGUGUAGCUGAGGAUGCUGCAGAGGAAGGGGAGGGUGUACCUGGUGACAAUCCACCUGAGGAGCGCCCACCUGGGGAGCGCCCACCUACGGGUGAGGAGGACCCACCUGAGGAGGUUCCACCUGGGGGAGAGGAGGUUCCACCUGGGGAAGGCCCAGCAGUCGAGCCUGCCACAGACGACCGAGUGCUGAUAAUCUUUGAGGUGGAUGACACGGGGUGUGGUAUACCACCGGAGAAGCGCGAGGCGGUGUUUGAGAGCUUCUCGCAGGUGGACGAGUCGGCCUCGCGCGUGCAUGCGGGGUCGGGGCUGGGGCUGAACAUAGUGAAGGGGCUGGUGGAGCUCAUGGGCGGCCAUGUGGCAGUUGCUGAUAAGGAAGGUCCUGGUGCCCUCAUCCGCUUCUCCCUCAUGCUGCCCCGUGUGCCCCCUCCUGCUCCUCGUUCUGCUGCUGCUGUUUCUGCUGCUGACGGUGGCGGCGGUGCUCGCAUGGACGACCCAGACGUAUCGGUGUCUUUCAUUCCAAGGUUUGGUGAAGGCCCGUCGGAUAACCCAUGGGGGGAGCUGGCUCCCUCCCCUCCCCAACCAGCCCCUCCUGCUCUCAACCACAGCGAGGUUCAGGUGGUGCUGGCGAUGGAGGGGUGUCCAGGCAGGGCCACAGCAGUUCAGAUGGUGCUGGCAAUGGAGGAGUGUCCAGGCAGGGCCACAGCCACCAAGUGGCUGGAGGGCAAGAGAAUUGCAGUUCAGAUGGUGCUGGCAAUGGAGGAGUGUCCAGGCAGGGCCACAGCCACCAAAUGGCUGGAGGGCAAGAGAAUUGCAGUGAGGGAAGUGGGGGCAUGGGAGACCAUCAAAACCGCACUGGACCACGCCAUUCACACCUCCCUGCUGCGCCGCCGAACCGCUGCCCUCACUGCUGCUGCCGCCACCAUCGGCCACGGGAAAGGUGCAAGGGGAGACAGAGGGAUUCAGAGCGGUGCAGAGGGGUGUGGAGAGGCAGGGAAUGGUUCUCAGAGAAGGGGCGGGGCGUUUGUGUCGUCUGAGGCGCGGAGGGGGUCGUUCACUGCGCCAAUAGUGCUUGCAGGGCGUGUGGGGCCCUCCCUGGGUCCUACUGCUGCUGCUGCUACUGCUGCCGCCGCUGCUGCUGAUAGAGGCAACACUGUAGACGCUUCUUCUGCUGCUGUUAGUGUGGGGAGGCACGAGGGAGGGCGGGAGGGAGAGAGGGGAGGAAGCAGGCGGUGGCUGCCAUCCCGUCUGGCCCCCUUCGACUCGGCUCAAAGGCCUUCCCAGGGGUUGCUUGCAAAGAUGGAGCUCUCAUCGAUGCUGCCGUCUUCUCUCGCUGCUCUGGCUGGCCUUGGGCACUCGUCCCACCACACGUUCUCCUCCCACCACAUUCAGCCAGGUCAAACAAGUCAAUCAAGUCAACAGCAGAGAGCAGCAGCUCAAGAGGCCCCAGCAGUUCUCACCCACAGAGCGAACACCUGGGAAGGGGACAUGGAGAGGGAGGGCCGGGAUGGGGAGAAGGGGAAGGACCGGAAGAGUGUUGGGGAGGAGGAAGCAGAGGGGGAGAGGGAGAAAGAGGGGGAGAGAGAGGAGGCGGAGUGGGGAGAGGAGAGGGACACAGCCACAGCAGCCACAGACAAACAAGCAGAUGCAGAUGCAGAUGCAGAUGCAGAUGCAGACGCAGACGCAGACGCAGACGCUGACAAAGAUGGAAUCAAGCUUGCCGACCGCAGCUACCCUAUUCUGGCAAUCAUCGACAUCAUGCUGCUUCCAGGAAGCCGCGGGCUUUGCAACGCGUUGAUAGACCCAGCAGAGCAGGACCCGUUAGCAGUGGGGGCGAGUGCUGCCAGUCACCUGCCCCGCUUUGACGUGCACGGGGAAGGGGGUCUCAGUAGCCCUGCUGCUCGCCCUUUCAUGGUCCCGCCUGAGCUGGAGAGGCUGUGUGCUGAUCUGAACGCCAUCCGCACGCAGACACCGCAGAUGGCAGACUUACUCGUUGUGGCGUGGCUAGUCCCUCCAGGGGUGGACCCUCGCCUGUGUCGCUUCCUACACCAGCACCACCACUCGCUCAUCAACACACGCUCAUCACCACUCGCUCAUCACCACUCGCUCAUCACCACUCGCUCAUCACCACUCGCUCAUCACCACUCGCUCAUCACCACUCGCUCAUCACCACUCGCUCAUCACCACUCGCUCAUCACCACGCACCCCUUGCACGCCUCGCGCCUCACACACAUCCCUGUCCCUUGUCGUGGCGUGGCUAGUCCCUCCAGGGGUGGACCCUCGCCUGUGUCGCUUCCUACACCAGCAGCACCACUCGCUCAGCACCACCCGCCCCCUGCAUGCCUCGCGCCUCACACACAUCCAAGAGCCCCUGGUGCCCCGCUUGCCCCUUUUGCCCCUUAUGUGCCGUUUGAACCUCAACCCCCCUCACAGAUGGCAGAGUCUCUUGUCGUGGCGUGGCUAGUCCCUCCAGGCGUGGACCCUCGCCUGCGCCGCUACCUACACCAGCAGCACCACUCGCUCGUCACCACACGCCCCCUGCACGCCUCGCGCCUCACCCACAUCCUCUCCUGCUUCGCCCACGCCCUCAACGGAGAGCCCAUGGGCGGGGGCUCGUCUCGAAACUCGUUUGCCAUGCAGGCCCCACCCGCUGCGGAGGUGCCUGCUGCAUCGGCUGCUGCAGCAUCUCCCGAGAUGAUUCACCAGCACCACCACCAGCAGGAGCAGCAGCAGCAGCAGCAGUCACACUCCCCUGGCCAUAUCGCCAAUCACACAUCUCUGCUCACAUCCAUAUCCCCAGUUGGCCUUCCUCAGACUGCUGCUGCUGCCGUGGCUGCAACCUCAGGCUCCAAGGGGCCUGAAGAGUUUGCUACAGUCCCUGUAGCAGCGGUAGCAGGCGUGGAGGGAGAAGGAGUGGGAGAUGUGGGAGUAGCAGGAGUACCAGAAGGAGCAGGGGGAGUGGGAGGAACAGGAGGAGUGGAUGAAGCUGUAGGUUUGGGAAGAACAGGAGGAGCAGAGUCAGGAGCAGGAGGAGCAACAGGAGCAGGAAGCCUCGCAGAGGCAUGUGGUGGUGGUGGUAGUGCUACUGCUAGUAUUGCGGCUGCUGGUGUGGGUUCACGCGCUUUCUGGGGUGGGUUUGGCAGCUUCAGCGAUGGCGCUAUGGGUGCUGCUGCUGCAGGAAGUGCCCUUCCGGCUGAUGAAGAGCAUGAGUUUCAAUCCUAUGACCUUACUGCACCAGAAAACGCCUUCCCCACGCUUCUGCCCGUCCCUGAAAUGCCUGGCCCAGAAAUGCAUGCCCUAGCAGUGCCUGCACCAGCAGUGCCCGCCCUAGCAGUGCCUGUGGCAGAGUCUUUGUCCCUUUCUACACCCACAGCGUCCGCUGCUGUGGACGUCCCUCCGUCGCUCAACUCUGUGUGGGAGAGCAUCACACGCAGCACCAGGCUCCAAUCUGUUGCUGCUGCCGCCGCUGGUGCUGCAGCUGUUGCCACUGCUGCCACUACUGCUGCUACUACUGUUGAUGCUGGUGGCACAGUGGGAAAAUCAGUAGCAGCGGGGGCAGAAGCAAGAGCAGCAGGUGUGGGGGGUGAGGAGAUAAUGGAGGAGGAAGAGGAUGGGGAAGAGGAGGAGGGUGUGGAGAGGGAGGAGCGGGUGGAGGGAGGGGGAGGGAGGCGGCGCCUCUCUUUCAACGCUUGGCGUGUGCCUGCCUCGGUCAGUUUCGAGUCGACUCAGAGGCUGCCUGCGUCGGCCGUGCCCCCUGCUGGUAGUGCUGAGACACAGCCGCUGACAACUGCGCUUACAGCUCAGCACCCCUCUGCAUCUUCUCCCACCGUUCACCACCUCUCUGCAUCUCCGCACUUACAUGUGCACUUCUUGCAGCACCGCUCCCUCUCAGACCAGUAUGCUCGCCCCACAAAUACCACCAGUCUUGCCAACCCCCACCAGCCCCGCUCAAGCCUAUCCGACGGUCUAGAACGGCUUAGAAUGAUCAACGUGAAUCUCAGCCAUCCCUCCUCCUCCCUGGCCCACCGCCCUUCAGCUGCUGCUGCUGCUUCAGCGUCGCUCACUUCUCCCUCUGCGCUUCCGCAUUUUACCACUCUAGUCAGCCCGGGCCAGGGAGGCAGCCUCGGGCGAGGCUCGGCACAGAUCCGGAAGCUGAGCAGCAGCUUCGGCGGUAGGGCGCGCUUUGCUGCGGGUGCUCCUGGUGCUUCUGCGGCAGGUGCGGGGAACCUGAAUGGAAUAGGGCUGGGCUGGCCGGGUCUAGCCAGCCGGCCUCAGUUUGCUUCUCUCUCCGGUGCGUCCCGGCUGGGUCUUAUCCGGUCCAUGUCAGCCGUACAGAGCUAUGCAGCGGCCUCCUCCCUCUCUGUUCUCUGCCAACCCACCAUGCUCUCUGGAAUAGGCUAUGACCACCAGCCUAUUGUGCUGGCCGGUAUGGGUGGUAUGGGGUAUGAUCAGUCCAGUGUGCUGUCUGGAUUCGGGCCUAGUAGCUUGAGCCACGAAACCAUCUUGGAAGCUCCGCACAUGUCGACGCAAAUGUCGCCGCGUGGUUCACCUGGGAUGUCACCUGGCAUGUCACCUGGGGUGUCACCUGGCGUUUCACCUGGCGUGCUGUCUGGAAUGCUGUUUGCGAUCGGGUCUGAGCCGAUACCAGAAGCGUAUAAGGUGUCACCUGGGCGUGGGAAUGUUCCUAGAAAGCUCCCUGGCGGAGGUAGUGGUAGGUACGACCUUCGGGGGAGCGGGAGGAGCAGCAGUGGCAGCCCAAGUCUUGCUGGUGGUAGCAGAAAGUACGACCUGCAGGGAGGAGGGGGGAGCAGGAGUGGGAGUCUCCCUGGUGGUGGUAGUAAGUAUGACUUGCGUGGAGGAGGGGGGAGUAGCAGUGGGAGGAGAAGGACCAUGGGACUGCAUGUGCGGAGGGGAAGCGCUGGUAGUGCCAGUGGAUUAGGAAUGCAUGAGAGCAGCAUGGGCAUGGGCAUGGGCAUGGGCAUGGGCAUGGGCAUGGGCAUGGGGAUGGGGCUGGGUGGUUCCACUGGUAAUCUGCAUGCUCCUUCGCCUUACUCUACUAGUGCCCACGCCAUGUCACCUGCCCAUGCCUCGUCACCUGCCCAUGCCACGUCACCUGCUCAUGCCACGUCACCUGCCCUAGCCAUAUCACCAACCCAAGCCCCGUCGCCUCACUCCCAGCCAGUGGCUUACCACAGGAGAGGGGCAGAGAACACAGAGUCAACAUUCUCACAGCCACCAGCAUUCCUCAAAGGCAGCACCGUACUCUACUCCACCAGCAACCAUCCCACCCACUCCAACCACUCCUCCUUCUCCUCCCAGCAAGCAGCAGCAAGCUCUCUCAGGCCGGGACUAGCAGCGGAAAGCUCAGCAGCAGCAGCAGCAGCUCCACCCGCUUUUGUGUCCUCGCCUCACUCGCACGCAGCAGGCUACCUGCGAGGCUUUCACAGAAUGGCCCGUACCAAUUCCAGCUCCAAAUCCGCUCUUCUAGACGCAUCCAAAGGCAUGUCUCACACCAGCUCUGUUUCUCUUGACGCUCCCAGCAAAGGCACGGCCCGCACCAGCUCCAACGCCCCUGAUGCACCCGAAAGCAUGGCUCGCACCACCUCUGCUUCUCUCGAUGCGUCCAACAAAGGGAUGCCCAAUGUUGGCCUGAUUGCCAGGAGCAUGCCUCGCACAAGCUCAGCCCCUCUAGACGCCCCUCGUGUGGUUCCCAUGCCCAGAAGGUCGCUCCAGCACCAUUCAGCCAGGUACUCUGUGGCUGGGGCGAAUGGAACGAGUGGAAUGGUUGCUCUUGACGCGCCUCAGAAACACCAUUCUGCCAGGUACGCUGCUAGUGAGGUGACUGGUGGGGCGUCUGCCCUUGACGAGCCUCAGAAAUACCCUUCUGCCAGGUACACUGCUAGUGAGGCAUCUGUGCUUGAGGCGCCUCACAAACACCACUCUGCUAGAUACUGUGGUAGUGGGGCGAGUGGGGUGGAUGGGACAAGUGGGGCGUCUGUUUUUCUUGAGGCGCCUCACAACCACCACUCUGCCAGGUACACCACUCUGCCACUCUGUUUUUCUGGCCUUGAGGCAGAACCAGUUGUACGAACGAGUAUGCAGCCAGGCAUGCAGUCAAGAGAAGUGAAGGAAGGAGGUGGAGAAGCAGAGGGCGCAUUAGCAGCUGGGGGAGUGGUGGAAGCAGAGGGGACAGGAGGAGCUGCUUGUGCUGCUCACAUUGCUGCUGGCACUGCCGCUGGCAUUGCUGCUAGCGUGGAAGCAGGCCGGUCAAGAGUGCCCGCUGCGUCAGAGACAACCCAGCAGGAUGGGCACGGCACGGGAGGGAAAAUUCCUAGGACAGGAUCAGCGUUGGAGUUUGGGCUUCUGAGGGGGCUCGUGGGCCCGUCCACCCCCACCACCCCUCCCACAGCAGCUCGGCCAAGCUUUGACGCUGACGCCCCUGCCUGGCGAGCGCGGCCCAGCUUUGAAGUGCCGCAGAGCAAGGCGAGGCGAGGCAUGACAGGGGCCCACACCCCUGGGAGAGACACCACUGGUAGACCCACAGCAGCAGGAGCAGCAGCAGGAGGAGCCGCAGCAGCAGCAGGGGGAGCAGCAGGAGGAGCAGGAGGAGGAGGAGCGGCAGGGGGAGGGGCGAUGCCGACAGGCCAGCCGCUGGCAGGGCUGCAUAUCCUGGUGGUGGAGGACACAGCAGUGCUGCAGAAGCUGGCAGCGUCCAUGCUUAGGAAAAUGGGAGCCCAUGUGGCUGUGGCUUCGGAUGGGCAGCAGGCUGUUGCUGCCGUGCUGAGCUCGUGGGGGGAUGACGAUGAGACUUCUGGUGCUGCUGCUGCUGCUGUUGCGGCUGGUGGUGGUUCUGGUGGUGCUGGUGGUGCGGGUGAUGCUGGUGGUGGCGGUGGUAGUGGUGCUGGUCCUUUUCGCUGGAAGCCUCGCCGGGGCAGCAGUGGCUCUGUCUCCUUCCUCCUCUCUGCCCUCCCCUCCGCCUCCCCCCUCUCUUCCAGCCCUCUGGCCUCAUCUCUCUCGUCAAGCCCUCCCGUGGGAACAGCAUUGAGAGGGGGAGGAGGGGGAGCAGCUGCAGCGGCAGCAGCUGAAGAAGCUGAAGCAGGAGGCGGGGGAGGAGGUGGUUUUGGGGAAGGGUGGGAGGCAGCAGGUGUGCAGCAGGGUCGGAGCUCUGAGGCCAUUGAGUCACAGCUCGCAGAGAGGGGAGAGGAGAGACCCAGGUCGUCCUUUUCCAACCCGUUUGACCCAGCAGGGACAGCUGUAGCAGCAUCGGCUGUUGCAGCGUCAGUUGUAGCAGCGUCAUCUGCAGCAGCGAAUUGUGGCAGUGAUGUGGUGGCUACAGCUGGGGUGGAUGGGUGCAAGGGCAGUGGGAUGGGUGGAGUAGGGGAUGCAGCAGCAGCAGCAGCAGCGGAUCCCUUCGACAUUGUGCUCAUGGACUGCCAGAUGCCAGUGAUGGAUGGGUAUACGGCCACGAGGACCAUUCGUGCCGCAGAGAGGGGCACGGGGCGCCACACUGUCAUCUGUGCACUCACUGCUCAUGCACUCGCCAGUGACGAGGCCAAGUGCAGGCAGGCAGGAAUGGAUGGGUACCUCACAAAGCCAAUCAACAUACGCUUGCUGGUGGACACUGUUCAGCGGCUGGUCAGCAACAACAGGAGGGCAGCAAGGCGAAGCUUGAGCAACCUUGGCGCGACUGCCACUGCCAGCGGCACUGCCGUGGCCAAUCAAGGCAGCUUCAGCAGCGCUUCCAGUAACAGCCCAUACACCAGCCCUUUAGGGAAUCUCCUUCGGAAGUCUUGGGAAAGGAGCGCACGAGCAGGAGGAAGAAACGAGGAAUUUAAACAGCUGACCGCUUCGGAAGAGAAGCUAGAGGGAGAGGAGGAGGAAGAAGUGAGGGACGAGAAGGACGAAGAAGGCAGGGAGGGCAAGGAGGGCGAGCGGGACGAGAAGCAGCCUGCUGCCGACCGAUACGCAGUCAGCCGGUCCAUGCCUCGGAAGCAGCAUGAUUGGAUCUUUUCUGUUGGAUCUCCUAACGUCUCCUCCCCCAGCAGCAGCAGCAGUGGCCUCAAUCGCCCACCUCCCGCACAGCUGACCCUUGCUGUGGCCGCUUCUGCUGCUGCUGCUUGCGCCGCUGCUCUCAUGCUGCUGCACUCUCGGUUCGCCCAGACAGCACUUGAGCGUGCAGGGAAGCGUGCCGUGGGGCGUGCAGAAGGGCGUGAUGAGGAGGAACGUGCAGAGGAGAAAGGCGAGCGUACAGGGAAGCGUGCAGGGAAGCGUGCAGACACACAAGAAGGCAGAUUACGGGGGAGUGAGGAGAUGUUUGAGGCGCCUCAAAAAUCACUUGAGCGUGCAGGGAAGCGUGCUGAGGGGCGUGCAGAAGGGCGUGAUGAGGAGCGUGCAGAGGAGAAAGGCGAGCGUACAGGGAAGCGUGCAGGGAAGCGUGCAGACACACAAGAAGGCAGAUUACGGGGGAGUGAGGAGAUGUUUGAGGCGCCUCAAAAAUCACUUGAGCGUGCAGGGAAGCGUGCCGAGGGGCGUGCAGAAGGGCGUGAUGAGGAGCGUGCAGAGGAGAAAGGCGAGCGUACAGGGAAGCGUGCAGAGGAGGCAGGCGAUCGUACAGGGAAGCGUGCAGAGGAGGCAGGCGAGCGUGCAGGGAAGCGUGCAGACACACAACAAGGCAGAUUACGGGGGAGAGAGGGGAUGGCGGGAGAUGCGGCAAGAGGUUUUGCAGGGGGGGUUGCUCGGGGUGGUGCAAGGGAUGUUGCUGCAGGGAAUGGGGGGAUAGCAGAGGGCACGGUAGAUUACAUUCGUUCCUUGACGUUCAAGGAACCUGACGGAGGGAGGGUGGAAGCGAGAUCAGGGAAGACGAAGGAAGGCCCGGAAACUCUUACAGCUGGUGUGGAGAGAGUAGGGGAGCCAGUUGGGGGGAGUGGUGGGGAGACCGCUGGGAGCGAGAAUGAACUGGAGGGUUUAACUGGAAGGGGGAGCGAUGAGCUAGGCACAGAAGGUAGUGCUGAGGAGAUGGAGGGGAUUCAAACCGACGGGAGCGAAAGGAGUGAGAGAGAGUGGCUUGGCCCAGCUGUGGCUGGAGGGGCAGAGAGCAGGGAGCAGGUGGGGGGACGACAGGGGGAAGGGGAAAGGAGCGGAUGGGCGGAGGGACGAGGCGAGAGUGGGGUUUGGAGAGAAGAGGGUAAAGAUGCAGUGGAUGGGCGUGAGGAUAUGAGGCGGAGAGGUAGUGGUGAUGGGGAUGAGGAAGGGGAUGAGGGGAAGGGUGAGGGGAGAGAUAAGGGAGACCUGCCAGGGGACUUGGAAGAAGAUGAACUGCUCAAGUUACUGCAAGCUCAAGCCAUUAGCGAUUGGAGCAACCAGAUCGUGCUGCAGGGCUUUAACUGGGAGUCACACGGUCAACCCCAGGGCUGGUGGCGGCACCUAGCCUCCCUCGGGCCUGCCAUUGCUGCUGCUGGCUUCACGGCUGUCUGGCUACCCCCCGCCUCUUCGUCCCUUGCCCCACAAGGUAAACCCCCCGCCGCUUCCUCUCUCGCCCCUCAAGGUAAGCCCCCUGCCUCUUUGAAUUGCGGCCACCACCAGAGCUGGUGGCGGCACCUGGCCUCCCUCGCGCCCGCCAUUGCUGCUGCUGGCUUUACGGCUGUCUGGCUGGCCCCCGCCACUUCCUCUCUCGCCCCUCAAGGCUACCUGCCCAAGGACCUCUACCACCUAUCAUCAGCAUACGCCUCCGAGGCAGAUCUCCGCACCCUCUUUGCUGCUCUCAGGGCCGCCCAGCCCAGCACUGCGGACCUCUACCACCUGGCAUCAGCAUACGGCUCCGAGUCAUUCUUCAUUAUCCCUCUUGCCCUCCCCCACUCGCUCUCUUCCCUCCCCUUUCUCCCCCCAACAGGCUACCUGCCUAAGGACCUCUACCACCUAUCAUCAGCAUACGGCUCAGAGGCAGAUCUCCGUGCUCUCAUUGCUGCGUUCAGGGCCGCCCAGCCCCACUCUGGAGUACCCUCAACGUCUGCUGCUAAUGGUGCUGCUGCUACUCCUGCUGCUGGGGAUGAUUCUGCUACUGUUGCUGCUGCUUCGUCCCCUUCAGCCCCUGCUGCGGGUGGUGCAGCGGUGACUGACAUGAAUCCGGACAGUGGGUUGGAUCAAGCAGCUGAUUGUGCACCUGGUACCACUACUGAUAGCUCUGCCAUGGGAUGUGCUGCCGCUGAUGGUGCUGCCACUGGUGGUGCUGGGAGCGCAGGGGGCGUGAGGGUGAUAGCAGACGUUGUGGUAAACCACCGGGUGGGAAGCCAGCUGGGGGAGGGCGGGCAGUGGACUCGCUUUGACGGCACCUCCAUGCCAUGGGACGAGAGUGCUGUCACCUGUGACUCUGGCGGCAAGGGCAACCCCAGCAGUGGCAGUGUGUUUGAGGGGGUAUCCAACAUCGACCACUCUCAACCGUUCGUGCGCCGAGAUCUCACAGCAUGGCUGACGUGGCUCCAGGCCGAUGUGGGGUUCUCAGGGUUCCGCUUUGACUAUGGCAAGGGGUACAGCGCGGCCUAUGUGCGGGGGUAUGUGCGGGGGGCACGCCUGCGCUUGUGUGUGGGCGAGUACUGGGACACCUGCAAUUACAUCGGCCCACAAUACGACCUUGACUACGACCAGGACUCGCAUCGGGGGCGCAUAGUGGAGUGGAUUGAAGGGGCGGGCAGGCUGGCAGCAGCCUUCGACUUUACCACAAAAGCGGUUCUGCAGGAGGCAGUGAAAAGGAAGGAGUGGUGGCGGCUGAAGGACAAGGAAGGCCGCCCGCCAGGCGUGAUGGGUCUGCUGCCCUCUCAUGCCGUCACAUUUGUCGACAACCAUGACACCGGCUCCACUCAGGCUCACUGGCCCUUCCCCUCUCAUGCUGUCAUCCAGGGCUAUGCCUACGUCCUCACACAUCCGGGCAUCCCAUCAGUGUUUUAUGACCAUUUCUUUGACUGGGGCGUGGAUCUCAAGAUCCAAAUUCAGCAGCUGAGCAUUCUCGUCUUCUGUGCCCUGGAAGAGCUUCAUCUGGGCGUCAACAGCGUGGAGGGUUCACACCCAGUAGCAUCAGAGGACGGUGCCGUGCCCCCACCUUCACAGCACACCUUGCUUCCCUCCCCUCCUCCACCCAACCCCUUUUCAGAGCUCCAUCUGGGCGUGAACAGUGUGGAUGUUUCAGACCCAGUACCAUCAGUGGACGGCACUGCUUCCGUCUGCAUCGCUCGCACGCGCCUCCCGGCUCGGCCACGCCUGAGGGGCGUGUCUCGUGGCUUCCACGUGCUCAGAGUCACGGCCACCAUUCCUGCAGGGAUCAUGCCACGUGGCGCUUUUGCCAGCGGCCCCAAGUUUGAGUUCUGCGUGCACUGGAAUGCCUCGCAACCCCUGGGGGAGUGCCCAAGGGGGGCGUGGCGAGCAGUGGACAGAAAGGGGCGGUGGGUGGUGCUGCGGUCACCUUUCGAGGGCGCGUUCAUUGAUGUGAAACGAGAGGGCGGGGUCAUUGGGGACCAUGACGUCAGCAUUAAAGUAGACGAAGACUUGGAGCCUCACCGGGCGGUGUUCUUUGUCCUGGGGUUCCUGCUCAUGCUGCUGGCGGGUCAUCUGAGCUCUAUGGUAGCGUUUUACUACGGAGGGGGCAUGACGCUGGGCGUGCUUCUCGUGGUCAUCGUCAUUCUCUACCAGAUGGGGUUCAUAGGGGUGAUCAUAACGUACGUCACAGGGGCCGUCAAGACUGUCAUGGAGCCUCUUGGUCUGGGUGAUGACGUCAUCUCUCCGGUGGUGGUGUUUGUGCUUGUACUGGUGGUGCUUAUAGGAGCAGCGCUGGGCUUCUGGGUGGUGCGGAAAUUCAUCCUCUCGCCCACAGGCGAGCUGGACCCCCCUACAGUGUCCUUCGUUAAGUGGGGGCUCCGAAUAAUUGCAGCUACUCUGCUUAUAAUGCCCCACCCUCCGUUCUCCAGUCUCAUUCCUAAACCCCACCCUCCUACCCCCAUUCCCUUCCCUCACCUUCUCCCGUUCCCCCUCUUCGUCCGACUCGCACCCCCGCAGAGAGAGCAAGCAGCAGAGCAGGAAGGAGAUAUGGGGGGUGCGUUCUCUCCCCCCCAGCAAUUCGGCACUCCCCCUCAGGGCCCGAUGGGAGCAGUAGGGGGAGGGCAGGGGUAUGUGACCCCCUCGAGGGCGGUUGAUGGGUCGCCUUAUACGCGCAUGGGGACGCCUUUCCAGGGGCCACCGGGCACACCUCGCACUCCUCUACCCGCCUCCCCUCUCGCCCGCGCGGUUUGCCCCUCCUCAUUCCACCGCACACCCCACCGCCGCCACCUCACCCCGGCACAGGCAGCAGCCAUCUCCCAUGAGUGCACCCACGCGGCCCUGCAGGAGCUGGCUUAUUCCCCCGGGUUCGGGCAGUGGGUGUUGCAUAACUUUGAUAGGAUAGCGAUUACUCCGAGGAUACUGAGGGAGGAGCGGGGUGAAGCAGAGAUUGCUGCCACGGCUGAGAUGGAGGAGGGGUUUGAGGAAGAGGAAGACAGGUAG